Messenger RNA from Patiria miniata (bat star), 1134 nucleotides. RefSeq lists its product as uncharacterized. Bases 161 to 685 code for a protein of 174 amino acids. The record is from RefSeq and is a predicted model, not a curated record. Lineage: Eukaryota; Metazoa; Echinodermata; Asteroidea; Valvatida; Asterinidae. Gene Ontology annotation, molecular function: protein binding. The transcript is spliced from 2 exons.
UGUUUUUGUGUUUCGUUGUCCACCAUUACAUAUGGUGGCGCCUCAAAGAGUACGGAGUGCAUUGAAGUUACAUUUGCUUGGACAAGCUAUUAUAGAAGCACCCUCAUCAAGGAACUGGCCUAUUCUGUUGCUGUCUAAAUUGGCAUAAGUGGGCUUCACCAUGGCCGUGAUUGCGCGCUUUAGUCCUGCUGUGGGCUUUGCCAUUCUCUUGCUGACUGUCACAGUGACUGACGCUAAUUUGCGCUACCUCCGCACCGUGGCCUUCUCGGCACAGCGGACCCAGCGUGUCCUGCCCACCACGCCCGAGCAGGCCAUCGGCCUGUACAACCGGGUGGUCCGACCGGACGCGAACCACUUCGACGAGGACAGCGGCGUUUUCACCGCGCCCAUCAAGGGCGUCUACGCCUUGGCCUUCACCUUCCACGAGGCGCUCGAUGCCUCCGACCCAGCCAGCUACAUCAAGCUGGUCAGGGAGUCGUCUGACGGUGGGUCCGAGACUGACGUAGUGGCUACCGAGAGCUCACCGCCCCCAGCCUCCGGUUCGUCCAUCUCCGUGCCCGGUGCCUCCGUCAUGCUGGAAUUAGAGAAGGGGGACAAGAUGUACUUGGCCACAACCGAUGCAAUAGACGCAGAAGUCAGCCAGCCUAUCUCGUUCAGCGGUUAUCUAUUGACUCGAAUUGUAUGAAGUAUAACUCUGUAAUGACAUGAUGGAUGCAAUCACAGUUUCAACCUUACUAUCAGAAAUUAUAAACAUGCCGAAAAUUAUUGUAAUUAGAUGCCUGAUAACAAAACACCAUUUCGUUAUUGUUUCUUGAAGAGAGUUUGCGUACUAUUCAUGUUAUUUAUUAUAAGACACAAAUAAAAGAAAAAGAUAUAUGCAUUAUGUGACGUAUUUCUUGUUUUUAUAUUGGAGGGAAUAAUCAAAGGUGAAACCGUUAUUUAUUCAUUCUUUUUCACCUUGUAUCGCAAAUAUUGCUGCUGGAAAAAAAGGCGAGUACCAAUGUUUUCUACAGGAUGGGCUGCUUCAGUUUUGGGAUUAAACUCGGGAAACCCUGCAGAGAACUAUUUAACACUCGCAUAAAAUUCCAGCCUUGUUUUCUUUCAAAAUAAAAAAAUGAAAUAGACAUACUAAAA